Messenger RNA from Asterias rubens (European starfish), 4608 nucleotides. RefSeq names its product acylamino-acid-releasing enzyme-like. Lineage: Eukaryota; Metazoa; Echinodermata; Asteroidea; Forcipulatida; Asteriidae. The transcript is spliced from 22 exons. Gene Ontology annotation, biological process: proteolysis. Gene Ontology annotation, molecular function: serine-type endopeptidase activity. Bases 87 to 2273 code for a protein of 728 amino acids. The record is from RefSeq and is a predicted model, not a curated record.
GAUGCACCGUGUGUUGUUUUUGCCAGCUGAAUGGCUGUUUUGUUUAAUACACAGACACACAACCACCAGUAAAACUAAAAAUCAAGAUGGAAGCGCCCACGCUUCCCUCAACUUCCUAUCCAACACUUGAUGAUGCAGUCAGUGUAUACAGGGAGUUUGCUGCAGUGUCUUUACCCACAAAGGCUUCCCUUGUUAAACAAGACAGUGCUUUGUCCAUCUUGACCGACUGGAGCCAGCGAGACUUGGAGAGAUCCGACAAAGUGACAUUUCAGUCAGUGCAUUUGGUUAUUCCCGAUGGCAAGAACAGGUUUGGCAGAGUUAUCGAUGCCGGACUUACAUCUGAGGUUAAUUCGGAAUUACUGAGCAGUGUAAGCCCCUCUGGAAACAGAAGGGCAGUGGUUAGAGAAGUCAAGAACAAGAAAGGUGAUGAGAAACAAUAUCUAGAGAUUUGGGACGGAAGACGUAAAACUCACAACAUUGAUCUUGGUGCACAAGAGAAACACGGAAAGGUUUAUGGGGACGAUGUGUUCGGUAAUUUAAGUUGGUCCGCCUCAGAAAAGCAACUAUUGUACAUCGCUGAGAAGAAACAAGCCAAGACAACUUCCUACUUUGAUUCCAAAUAUCAGACCAAAGAUCAAGAUGGGACUGCUGAAGGCAAAGAUGAGCCAAUCAAGGGAGACGUGAAUGUGUUUCGUGAGGAGUGGGGAGAGAGGCUCGUCUCCAAGCAUCAUCCAGUGGUGUGUGUCGUCGACAUUGGGAGCCAGACCAUUAACAUACUGGACAAUGUACCAGAAGAUAUAUCAGCUGGACAGGCCAUUUGGGCUCCAAAUGAUACAGGUAUUGUGUUUGUUGGUCAUUCACAUGAGCCCUACAGAUUAGGCAUCAUAUACUGCAAUAAUAGAAGGAGUACACUUUUUUAUGCUGAUCUCAAGAGUGGAAAAUGUGAGAAACUGAGUGUGACAGACGACUGGGUAGAACUUCCACACUUCAGUCCAGAUCAGACCAAGCUAGUGUAUCUACGCAAUGAGCCAGUUGGACCACAUAGACACUGUAGUCAACUUGUUAUGUACGACUGGGAUUCCAAAGAAACUGUUGUGGUGUCGGACACUGUGCAUAAACCUACAGCCGAUAACCCAUUCCCUGGGAUCUACAUUUUGUUGAUGAGUCCACCCUGUAAGUGGUGGCUGAGUGACAGCAGACGUCUCGUUUUGUCUUCAGCGUGGGGAAGUAAAAAGGAAAUUUUGAUGGUUAAUACAGCGACCUCAUCCAUAACCAGACUGACCUCUGACCCUUGCUUUGGUGAAUGGACUGUUCUUGAUAUAAUGGAUGAUCUCAUAUUAGCGAGACGCUCUUCUCCUAAUAAGUCAUCCCAACUGGUGAUAGGUGAGCUUCCUGCAGAAGGUCAGGAGUCAAGCAUAGCCUGGAUUCCCCUAGAUGGAGAGUGUCAUGAGAUAAACAAUGUAGCAUGGGAAAUCAUGGAAUUCAAAGGCUUGAUUUAUGAGGAAUCAAAAUACGAUGCCAUUCACUAUGAAGCCAUCCUUGUGACUCCAGAGCCAGCAGUAAAAACAUCCAAACCUCCACUAAUGGUUCUACCCCAUGGUGGACCUCACUCAGUUGUAGUUGCCGAGUACAAUAUGUCAGUGGUAGCUUUUUGCAAGCUUGGAUUUGCAGUACUCCUGGUGAACUAUCGAGGAUCGUUGGGAUUUGGUCAAGACAACAUUCUCUCACUGCCUGGAAACAUAGGACGCCAAGACGUCGAUGACGUGCAGAAUGCAGUGCUUGCAGUGUUGAAUUCUGGGAAGGUUGAUAGAGAGAGGGUUGUGCUGCAAGGAGGAUCGCACGGGGGCUUUUUAGUCACCCACCUCAUUGGUCAGUUUCCGGGCUUUUAUAAAGCAUGCGUAGCAAGAAAUCCUGUGGUAAACCUUGCAUCCAUGUUAGCAAGCACAGACAUUCCGGAUUGGAGUUGCUGUGAGGCUGGCAUGGAACCAUUUGCAUUUGAUAUGUUGCCAACAGCUGACAGCUACAAAUUGAUGCUUAGCAAAUCACCGAUUAUUUAUGCUCACCAGGUGACGACACCGACGUUGCUCAUGAUUGGAGACAUUGAUCUUCGUGUUCCACCUAAGCAAGGUGAAGAGUUCUAUAGAGCUCUGAAGGCACGUGGAACCACCACAAAAAUGUUGAUGUACGCGGGGAACAAUCACGGUUUGUCUAAAGUAGAUGCUGAGGCUGAUUGCUUCAUGAAUAUUUAUAAAUGGUUCAUCUCAUUUGCAUAAUGGGGUCCUCAACUGAUGAAGGUGUAUGCAGGAGUGGGAUACAGUGCUUUUUAAAAAGGUCGUUAUUCAGAAAUGUGAAAAUAAAUUGAUGAUUAUGUAAACAUGUAAAUGUAGCUGUAGGGUGGAUUGUCACAUCAUGACAUUGGUGCCAGUUGGGAGUUACCGCACAUUGAUUUAGAUACUCAUGAUUUGUUUCAUGUUUUUGUAAUGUAGAGCGGAAAAUGAAUAUAAUUGUUUCCCCAAUAUACACCCUCACAGAUCCUUGUCAUUUGAUUGGUUGAACACGCCUCAGGUGUCAUCCUUUAUUUUGCCAUAUAUACUGCCCGAAAUGACCAAUGCUCCAAAUUUAUGGACACUUGAUGAUGAAAUGAAAUUAUGCAUAAAACAAAUAAAUAGGGCAGGCAACCUGCUAGACUAAAAACUCAAUAAGCUGGAGUAAAGUUACUUGCGAAGUGAUAAUAAAUCUUUAAUAUAAUAAGUGUUAUGGUUGGGCAGUUGAGUGCGAUGGACUAAAAGUUCAGGGGUGUAUUUCACAAAGAGUUUAGAUUGGUCUUAUCUGCAGUUUUGACUCCAUGUAACUUGAGAUGGGUCCUAAGAACAAUCUUGCUUGGGAUCCAUCUAACGGCUGGUACUCAUCCUAAGAGUUUUGUGGAAACGACCCCUGAUUUAUCAAAGUGUAUGCUCACGGUCCUAGUGAUGACACUUUUGUCCUUGCCGGAGCAAGACACUAACCAUGAGCAAGUGCGAUUAGGGUACAAUAGUCGACUAGUGGUUAGUUCGUGACGUACGAAGCGCAUGCGCGCUGAAAUAAAAGUUCGAACGACUCUAGUUGUUGUCAAGCAAUCGUAUGUGAAAAAGAUGACCGUGAACACAUAAAAAGUCCAUACUCGCUUCUUUUCAGCUAUUUUAAGAAUAACUGGUCCUCUCUGCCUGCAGCACACUGUGAUAUGACAAAUUGCUAUUGGUAACCAACGAUGCGACCAACCUCGACCAGCCUCGAGUGGAUGGUCGGGAAUAGUCGACUAGACUGGUCCAACUAUCAUUGACUAACGCGGGUUCGAUCAGAGUUAGUUAAACUAUGGUUAACUAUGGUCGUAUGCAACUUUCAAAGGGGAGGUUUACCUUUGGUUUUUGGAAUCGUCUGAGAUGAUCGCUUUUGGGGAUUUUAAUACACAAUCUGAGAAACGCUUCUCCAGUACUGUUUCACAGAUUCAAAUUUGGGGGCAUAAAACUUGUAUAUUUUCCCUUACCCACAUCAUUUUGAAGUUAAAUUAUUCUCAGAAAGCUGCUGCCCUCUAACCAAGUAAGUUUAUAUUGACAUUAUAUUUAGAGUGAUUACUAAACGUAUACAGACCCGUUAAGUCUUCACAGAGCUUAGGGGAUAACCAUUCUAACUAAAAAGCCUGAGAAAGUGACUCGGGUGAUUCAUAAUCUUCCUCAGUAUUCAUAUCUUUCACUUUAAUAAAUCUUACUAACUUUUGAAUUCAGAAUAUUUGACAUAAAAUAUACACACCUGGACAAUAGGAAAAUAUAAAUAACUUUGAGACUGAUAAAUAUAUACAAUAAUUACCAAAUGUGUACAAGGUUAUAAAUACUCAAAACACACCUCUCAGUAUUAAAAAAUAAAAGUUAUAAUUAGUACAAUCAGAUUUCUAUUUAUUUCUGGCUGUCAAACCAAUUAAAUAAAAACCCCAAAAGUGCCUUGCACUUUGACCCUUGAAAAAACAUGUUGGAGGGAGAAGACAAUGAAGAAAUCUCAGUUUUAGAUUUAAACCUUCAUAGAAGUCGACCAUAUUGGCAAGCUCCAAUAUCAAGGUUCUGUGCCCAGUUUCAGAAAAUAUGUUGGGCAGAAAAUAUCGCAUGACAAAUUUGUUUGCUAAGCAAAACUUGAGUGGGGCACCAGUCACACAAAUGUAAACUUUAUGUAAUUUGGCUUGCUGGUAACCAGUCACACAAAUGUAAACUUUAUGUAAUUUGGCUUGCUGGUAACCCGUUACUGUUGAGCAAUAUUUGUCUGUGCUGAACAAAAUUUUAACGCUAACAGGAUUUAUGAAUUUGUAUCAAAGAUAAGAAUAUUUUGGGUUUGUUUUUCCUUGUUGUUUUUCUUGUUCAUGUUCAUGUACAAUGUACAUUAACUUGACCAGCCAGACUCACUGCCUUGCUAAUGUUCAAAACCAGUGCAGUAAGUUGCUGGUUUGAGUCUCAUCUGCAAGCAGCCUCUGUGUUUUGGGUUUUUCAUUUUUUUUUCUUUCUAAGACUUAUAUUAGAAAGCACUCAGUAUACAGUUCUUACAGUUACAGUAUGUAGUUGUAAAAGCCACCGAUAUUUCAUUGAU